Molecule: messenger RNA, 2687 nt
Organism: Diorhabda carinulata
Lineage: Eukaryota; Metazoa; Arthropoda; Insecta; Coleoptera; Chrysomelidae
Gene: TM9SF3
Product: transmembrane 9 superfamily member 3
Exons: 9
Coding region: 186-1919 (577 amino acids)
Biological process (GO): protein localization to membrane
Cellular component (GO): membrane
Source: RefSeq, a predicted model, not a curated record
AUCUGUCAAAUAGUUACAUUCAGCGCCAUCUGUGAACAGCGUAUUCAUGCGCAGUUCUUGGCAUAAAUAUAUUUUUUCUGUCUACGUGUAGAAUGUUGAAUAUGUACAUGAUCCGGUGAUUUCUAAAAUAAAAGUACCUCGUGCUUUAUAAAUCAUCAAUAAUUUAAUGAAAAACAUUAUUAACUAUGAAACUUCUUUGUACACUUAUCGUUCUUUCCUUCGCUAUCGGGGCGUAUACCGAUGAACACAAUCACAUAUACGAAGAUAAUGAAGAAAUUGUGUUAUGGAUGAAUACAGUAGGACCAUAUCAUAAUAGACAAGAAACAUAUGCAUAUUUCUCGUUACCUUUCUGUGUUGGUUCUAAAGAUACAAUUGGUCAUUACCAUGAAACUCUUAGUGAUGCUUUACAAGGAGUUGAACUAGAGUUUAGUGGUAUAGAACUUGAAUUCAAAAUUAAUAUGUCCCGAGGAGAUUACUGUGCUGUCCAGUUAGAUGAAGAAAAAUACAAAGCAUUUGUAUAUGCUGUUAAAAAUCAUUACUGGUACCAAAUGUACAUAGAUGGUUUACCUAUUUGGGGAGUAGUAGGAGAAAUGAAAGAUAACAGUUACUACAUUUGGACGCACAAGAAAUUUGAAAUAGGAUAUAAUGGUAAACAAAUUAUUGAUGUCAAUUUAACAUCUGAAGAAAAAGUCGAGUUGAAACCUACUGCUCAAUUAAAAUUUACUUAUGAAGUUAUUUGGAAGAAGAGCAACGUUAAGUUUGAAGACAGAUUUGAUAAGUACUUAGAUCAUAACUUUUUCCAACACAGGAUUCAUUGGUUUAGUAUUUUUAACAGUUUCAUGAUGGUAAUAUUCUUAGUAGGUUUAGUUUCAAUGAUUCUUAUGAGGACUCUUAGAAAAGAUUAUGCGAGAUAUAGCAAAGAUGAAGAUAUUGACGAUAUGGAACGUGACUUGGGAGAUGAAUAUGGUUGGAAACAGGUUCAUGGUGAUGUUUUUCGUCCCGCUUCUCAUUCCAUAUUAUUUUCAGCCCUAAUUGGUGCUGGUCAUCAAUUGACUUUUGUUGUCUUUAGUGUUAUAGUUUUCGCUAUUUUAGGAGAACUGUAUACGGAGAGAGGAUCUUUACUUACCUUGUCAAUCUUUGUAUAUGCCAUAACAUCACCUAUCAAUGGAUACUUUGGUGGAUCUCUCCAUGCUAGAAUGGGUGGUAAAGCAUGGAUAAGACAGUUAUUUGUAUCAGCCUUCAUCCUACCUGCAUUUGUUUGUGGUACAGCUCUAUUUAUCAAUUUCAUAGCUAUAUAUUAUCACGCUUCAAGGGCUAUACCUUUUGGAACUAUGGUGGCUGUAACGUGUAUCUGUUUGUUCUUGAUUCUACCACUCACGCUAUUUGGUACAGUCCUAGGUAGAAAUCUGGCAGGUCAACCUGAUUAUCCCUGUCGUAUUAAUGCGGUACCGAGACCUAUUCCAGAGAAAAAAUGGUUUAUGGAACCAGGAGUGAUUAUCUUAUUAGGAGGAGUUUUACCGUUUGCCAGUAUUUUCAUUGAAAUGUACUUUAUAUUCACAUCGUUUUGGGCGUAUAAAAUCUAUUAUGUUUAUGGUUUUAUGUUGUUGGUAUUUAUAAUCUUGAUUAUAGUUACUGUAUGUGUUACAAUCGUAUGCACUUACUUUCUAUUGAAUGCUGAAGACUAUCGUUGGCAAUGGACUUCAUUCUUAGCUGCAGCUUCGACUUCAAUAUAUGUCUAUGUGUACGCAAUCUAUUAUUUCUUUUUCAAGACAAAGAUGUAUGGUUUGUUCCAGACGACUUUCUAUUUCGGUUACAUGGCUCUAUUUAGCGGUGCGCUCGGUAUAAUGUGCGGAACUGUCGGUUAUAUCGGUACGAGUAUAUUUGUAAGAAAAAUAUAUUCGACUGUUAAAAUUGACUGAUGUUGUUGUGACAAAUAUGUAAAUAGGUGCGUUGAAUAUUCGUUGAAGAAUUAAAGAGUCUUUCACGUUAAUUUUAAAUUUUUUUUUUACAAAAAAUGUUCUUUAAAAUUGACAGUAGAUGGCGUUUUAAUAUUUUGAGCAAUUUAACUAAUUGUCAAAAUCAGCUGAUGUUCAUUUAAAAAUGGCCGCCUUGGGGUAAACAAAUAAGUUUCUGUGUGAUUUAUUGGAUUUUAGACCUUAUUAUUUGCAGUUUUACCGCAAAAUGAUUGGUUAAAGAUAAAGUACGAAACAUCCUUCCGAAAAUCUGGAUUUGUUGAUUUUUUUUUCAAUCAUGCAGUGUCGUGCAUAGGUAAGGUUAUAAAUAGAAGUUAACACGGGUAGAUAGGAGAAAAUCGAUUGUUUACCCUACGGCCACCAUUUUGACGUAUAUCAGAUGUUUAUUAGAUUGAGGUUAGGUGUGAAGUUAUGGAAAAUGGAAACUUUAUUUAGUCGAUUUCUUGUGUUGAUUCUACUGUCAGCAUCUUUGAAACUCUCAAAUCAUUUGUUUUUUUUUAUUGUGUGAUUAUGUAAACAUAAAAAUACUUUAAUUUUCGGUAUAGUUUUUAUUCCCUGUAUAUAUUCCAAGUAUUUAUGAUUUUUUAAAAUUUAUUAGUUGGGCCAGUCAAAAUAAGCUAAUAGCCAAUAAUUUGGUCAUUUUUGAUGUGAUUUAUAUGAAUUUAUUAUUUUGGUUAAUUGUGAAAAUAAUUUAAUAUAAAAAUAGAAUAAAAA